This is a messenger RNA of Oldenlandia corymbosa var. corymbosa, 1473 nucleotides long. The record is from the annotation of a GenBank genome assembly. NCBI's taxonomy places the organism in Eukaryota, Viridiplantae, Streptophyta, Magnoliopsida, Gentianales, Rubiaceae.
AUGGAUUCAGAGUCUCUGAAUCUUCUACCUAGUAGCCAGAAAUCCACCCAAUCCGCCGGCAAGGUAGAAGAAGACCCACAAAUCUCACCCGUAGCUUUACUCUCUUUUAGCACGGAUUCUUCCUCGUCCCCGAAUUCGAGGGUCUCAGCUAAAGCUAUUAUCUUUAUCUCUCUUAUCCUCACAACUUGUAUAGCUCUCUCCGCAGCUGCUGCCUUUGCCUUUCUCUUCUUCUCCUUCAGCCAUGCCUCAUCACCAGAACCAGCUGCGGAGGUUGCUCGUUCUCUGACUAAACUGAAGCGACCAGUUGUGCUUGUGAUUUCCUCAGAUGGGUUUCGGUUUGGGUAUCAAUACAAGACCAAUACUCCUAAUAUCCACCGGCUAAUUGCUAAUGGGACUGAAGCUGAAUUGGGUCUGAUCCCAGUGUUUCCCACUCUAACAUUUCCCAAUCACUACUCAAUUGUCACUGGUUUGUACCCAGCUUAUCAUGGGAUUAUUAACAACUAUUUUACUGAUCCUAACACUGGUGACUUGUUCACCAUGAGGAGUCACGAGCCCAAGUGGUGGCUAGGGGAGCCUUUGUGGGAGACUGUGGUCAACCAUGGAUUGAAAGCAGCCACAUACUUUUGGCCUGGUUCUGAGGUAAAUAAAGGUUCUUGGAAUUGCCCUCCUAAAUAUUGCAUGCAUUAUGAUGGUUCUGUGCCUUUUGAGGAUAGAGUUGAUUAUGUUUUGAAUUACUUUGAUUUACCAAGCGAUGACAUACCUGUGUUUAUGACAUUGUACUUUGAGGACCCUGAUCAUCAGGGUCACCAGGUUGGCCCUGAUGACCCUCAAAUUACUGAAGCUGUUGCUAGGAUUGAUCAGUUAAUUGGUAGGUUAAUUGAUGGCUUAGAGAAAAGAGGGGUUUUUGAGGAUGUGAGUAUUAUUAUGUUGGGUGAUCACGGGAUGGUAGGUACGUGCGAUAAGAAGUUGAUCUUUUUAGAUGAUUUAGCUCCAUGGAUACAAAUUCCUAAGGAAUGGGUUCAGUCGUAUACUCCAUUGCUCUCAAUUCGUCCUCCACCAGGUAUAUCCCCCCAGGAUGUCGUAACUAAGAUGAAUGCCGGGUUGAGUUCUGACAAGGUUAGCAAUGGUAAUAGAUUGAAAGUCUAUCUCAAGGAGGAUCUGCCUAGUAGGCUGCACUAUCAUGCUAGUGAUCGAAUUCCACCUAUCAUUGGCCUACUUGAGGAAGGGUUUAAGGUGGAACAAACAAAAUCGAAAAGGCAAGAAUGCGGAGGAGCACAUGGUUAUGAUAACGCUUUUUUCUCAAUGAGGACUAUAUUUAUUGGCCAUGGCCCUCAGUUUUCAAGGGGUCGCAAAGUUCCGUCUUUUGAGAAUGUUCAGAUAUACAACUUGGUUACAGAUAUUCUCAAGAUACAAGGGGCUCCUAACAAUGGGACAUCAUCUUUCCCUUCUACCAUUCUUUUGCCUAGCCCCUGA